AAGAUUUCUGUAUUGAAGAUUUCUAACUAAAAUUAUAGUAACGAGUACGAUUACUUUUAUAAGAAAAUUGUGACCAUUAAAAGAGUGAACAACGUUAUACCCUUGUGUUUAAAAUGGAUAUAAAUUCCUUCACAACAAAUUGUAGUAAUCGCCUUAGUAUCCAGAAUUCAUCAAAUGCGGAAAACAAUGGAUUAAAUAUAGUAUCGUUUUCUCAAUGGCCAUCAAUGUAUGACACUUCAAUGUUAACUAAUGAAACUUCUAGGAAUACGUCUACUUCUUAUACUGUAAGCGAUUCGAUAGAAGUUAACAGCUCUGAAGUUUGUUCACGUCCCGUAUCUCUUGAGCAGUUAACUCCAAAAAAGAAAUUUCGUGACUCCUUUGCAGUGCGACUUCGAGAAAAACUGAAAUCACCUGGCGUUUCUUUCAAGCAGCACUCAGGUCCAUUACAUUUAACAGAGCCAGUUAAUGUUGUUAAAGAUCGUUAUCUAAUAAGCUUACAACAAAUAAGUCACUCAAUAAAUCGCUUAAAAAAACAAACCUCUUUUCGUCAGUUGGCCGAUAUCACUUCAAAAAACUUCAAAUGCACUGAUUUGGUCACUGAAGAACAAUUCCGAUGCAAGGUUAUAAACGAACCUCUACGUAAAGUGCAAAUCGCUUACUUGCAGAUACAAAGAGACUCAGAACUAAGUCGUAGCUUUAUAUAUGGACAUCAGUUAAUACGUGAUGUGCAUGACUUAGUCCCAGAGUCCACGUAUCGCACAUAUAUAAUAUUAACAAAAAAAAAUCAGAAGGAUAAAUCGGAAGACUUGCAUACAUAUAUUAGAAAUAAACGGCGUUUAAGUGAAACAGAAGCUCGCUUAUUAUUUCAUCAGAUUUGUCAAACAGUCCUGCUGUGUCAUCGGAACGGGGUUAUUCUGCGUGAUUUGAAGCUUAAGCGAUUUUACUUUAUCGAUGAAGAAAAGACUAAAUUGCAGUAUGAAUCACUUGAAGGGUCAAUGAUUCUUAAUGAUAUUACUAAUGACAGUCUUUGUGACAAAAUUGGUUGCCCUUUAUAUACUGCACCCGAACUUCUUUGCUCAAAUCAAACGUAUAAAGGAAAACCUGCAGAUAUGUGGUCACUUGGUGUUAUUUUAUAUACAAUGUUAUUAGGACAAUAUCCAUUUUAUGAAAACGGUAAUUACAAUUUGAUUACUAUCAUACGGCACUGCAAAGUUCAAUUGCCAAGUUCUUUAUCGAGAACAUUACGUUGGCUACUAGAGACUCUUUUACAUAAAAAUUAUGCUGAACGUCCUACAGCAGAAGAAAUUUUUUUUUCUUCUUGGCUGAAAGAAAUAAAACAUUCGUAUAUGAACGUACCGUUGGAUUUUGACUAUAAACAUCGAUUUCAGAACUAUACAGUUGAUGCACAUAGACCAGGGUGUGAAGAUGUCAACGAAGAAAGGAUAUGAUAAAAAGUGUUCAUAUGUGGAGCAAACAAAUAAAAAAAAUUAAAUUUUUGAGUCGCUAUCAUAGUUUAAGGCAAUACUUUUUACGUAAGCACUAUUGCUUUAAAUAUUGAGGUACAUAUGUAUGUAGUAUAUUUGGGUAUGGAAACAACGUGUAUAGAACAUACUUGUAAAAAAUAUGAAAUAUCAAUUUGUCUACUAAAUCAUUAAUUUUUUGAAAUCAUUAAUUAAUUGAAAAAAGUAGUUAUACUUCAUUCAAAGAGACAGUUAUUUAUUUAGUAAAAUGGCAUUAUAUUCGAUAAUAUGAGACUGGGUUAUUGUUAACCAUGGCACAUAUUAAUGAUUCCAGAUAUUAAAAUGAAAUUUUCAAUAAAUUUUGGUAUAACGUCAGUCUAUUUGCAAAUAUAUUAGUAGCUUUCCGACCCCCGAAACUAGCUUCAAAUGCAGUCAACUUCCCAAUUGAUUUAAAUAGCUAGAAUGACGCAAUUUGAAUGCGGAAUAUUUGACCUUAUGACUGACGUUCAAGGAAGUUCGUGACAAUUCGUACAUUGUUACAGCCAUUCCUAUACAAAAUUAUUAUAUAUUUUUUGUCUUUU
Molecule: messenger RNA, 2041 nt
Organism: Teleopsis dalmanni
Lineage: Eukaryota; Metazoa; Arthropoda; Insecta; Diptera; Diopsidae
Product: tribbles
Exons: 2
Coding region: 114-1448 (444 amino acids)
Biological process (GO): protein phosphorylation; regulation of MAP kinase activity; positive regulation of proteasomal ubiquitin-dependent protein catabolic process
Cellular component (GO): nucleus
Molecular function (GO): ATP binding; mitogen-activated protein kinase kinase binding; protein kinase activity
Source: RefSeq, a predicted model, not a curated record